AUGCAGCAGCACCUGAUGCAGAUGCAGCCCAUGAUGGCAGCCUACUAUCCCAGCAACGUCACUACUGAUCACAUUCAACAGUAUCUGGAUGAAAACAAGUCGCUGAUUCUGAAGAUUGUCGAGAGCCAAAACUCGGGGAAAAUGAGUGAAUGUGCAGAAAACCAGGCCAGGUUACAAAGGAACUUGAUGUAUCUAGCUGCUAUUGCUGAUUCGCAACCUCAACCACCUAGCAUGCAUUCCCAGUAUGCGGGAGGUGGGAUUUUGCAGCCUGGUGCACACUACAUGCAGCAUCAACAAACUCAACAAAUGACACCUCAAUCACUUAUGGCUGCUCGCUCCUCUAUGCUAUACAGUCAACAGCAAUACUCAGCACUUCAACAACAAGCUUUACACAGCCAGCUUGGAAUGAACGCAGGAGGAAGCAGUGGACUUAUGCUGCAAGGGGAGCCUCAUGGUGCUGGAGGUAGUGGUGGAGUUGGAGGUGUAGGAUUUCCUGACUUUGGCCGCAGCACCACUGGAGAGGGGCUGCAUGGAAGGGCAAUGGCAGGUGCAGGUAAGCAAGAAGUCGGCAGCAGUGGGCCUGGAGAAGGGCGCGGUGGAAGCUCAGGUACCCUCGUAUCUCAGAAACUGAAGGGUCUGUUGUUAUGGACUUGUAAUCUAUUUAUUAGGGAAAGAACUGGAUUUUCGUAUGGAAUAAUGCUUCAAUGUGCUGAUGUCCCAACAAGUCUCCUAGCAUCUGUCCUUGCGGCUCUUGAACUGGAAGCCUCAUUGGCAGUUGUUGGUGCUAAGUCAUUCUCCAUUUCUUCAAGAUCGAUUAGCUCAGUCACUUGUGUGCCAAACGAUGGUCCUAAGGGCAAGGGCGGAGCCAGAAAAUGA
This is a messenger RNA of Fraxinus pennsylvanica, 876 nucleotides long. The record is from the annotation of a GenBank genome assembly. Lineage: Eukaryota; Viridiplantae; Streptophyta; Magnoliopsida; Lamiales; Oleaceae.